Molecule: messenger RNA, 891 nt
Organism: Bursaphelenchus xylophilus (pine wood nematode)
Lineage: Eukaryota; Metazoa; Nematoda; Chromadorea; Rhabditida; Aphelenchoididae
Source: the annotation of a GenBank genome assembly
AUGCAUGAAGCAAAAGUUGUAGUGGGCAUCGCGAGCGUCUGCUCCGCGUUCGCCAUCCUCGCCGUCCUCGUGGUGGUGCCCAACCUGUACAGCACCAUCAACGCCGUCAACGACCGCGUCCAGAUGGGCGUGCAGAAGUUCCGCGACGACACCGACGGUGCCUGGACCCAGCUCAUGGAGGUUCAACUCUCCGUGACCCCGCCCAGCAAGCCACGUGAGAACCCCUUCAACUCCAUAUUCCGCCAGAAACGUCAGGCCUACGGAGGACUCCCAGCCUGGUGCCAGUGCGAGCCAGCCAAGCCCAACUGCCCACCUGGCCCACCCGGCCCACCAGGACCCCCCGGAACGCCCGGACAACCCGGUAACCCCGGCCCACCCGGAAACGACGGUGCUCCCGGAGAAGCUGCUGCCCCUUGCCCCGCCCACGACACCAGCUGCAUCAAGUGCCCAGCUGGCCCACCCGGCCCCGCCGGACCCGACGGACCACCCGGACCACCAGGACCCGACGGACAGCCCGGUCAGCCCGGAACCGGCGGCGGCCAAGGACCACCCGGACCCCCAGGACCAGCCGGAGACGCCGGACCAGCCGGUCAGCCCGGAGCCCCAGGACAGCCCGGUCAGCCCGGACAGGACGGAACCCGCUCCACCUCGCAGCCCGGACCCAAGGGACCACCCGGCCCAGCUGGACCAGCCGGCCAACCCGGACCCAACGGAAACCCCGGACAACCCGGAGGCCAAGGACCACCAGGACCCCCAGGACCCAACGGACAGCCCGGACAGCCCGGUCAAGACGGACAGCCCGGACAACCCGGAGGCCCAGGACUCCCCGGCUCCGACGCCGCCUACUGUCCCUGCCCACCACGUACCUCGGUCUUCGUGCACCGCUCUUAA